Elephantulus edwardii (Cape elephant shrew) is the source of this 417-nucleotide messenger RNA. It is a transcript of the gene TMEM141, whose product is annotated as transmembrane protein 141. NCBI's taxonomy places the organism in Eukaryota, Metazoa, Chordata, Mammalia, Macroscelidea, Macroscelididae. The transcript is spliced from 5 exons. The coding region runs from base 1 to 417 and encodes 138 amino acids. The record is from RefSeq and is a predicted model, not a curated record.
AUGGUGACUCUAGGCCUGUCCAGGGUAGACGAUUCUGUCGCCGCCAAGCACCCGGGACUCAGGGAGUAUGCUGCGUGCCAGUCGAACGCCUUCCUGAAGGGCAUUCUCACCUUUGUCACAGGGACCGGCGCAGCCUUCGGCCUGCAGAUGCUUGUCCACAGAAAGUGCCCCUACCCGCUGCAGUGGACCCUGCUGGUGGCGGUGGUCACGGGCUCACUGGCCAGCUAUGGAGUGACACGAGUAGAAACCCAGAAAUGCAGCAAUCUCUGGCUCUUUCUGGAGACAGGGCAACUCCCUCCAGAUUCAGGCACAGGACUCCUAGUGGCACCCCUUCUGGCCCCUGCAUCCCUGCCAGAGUGGACUCCUGAUGCUGAGGCGGCCAAUAAAAGCUGCUCCAUUUUCCCACCUGAGUUCUGA